GGCUUCCCUGGAGCUUCCCUGUCCUCUCCAACCCCAUUUGUUCCUGGCUGAAAUCACCUUAAUUGUUGCAGAUUAUUACUGCACUGGAAAUUCUUCGGAUUGGGCCACGUACUGCGUAGUGUGCGGCAUCCACUAGACACGACCUCGAAAAUUCCCGAGUCCCAAUUCCAUUCCUGGUGUGUGGGAGUGUGAUAUUCCAAGCUGACACCUCACCAUCGUCCGUUUAUGUUAAAGUGAGCCUGACGAAGUUGACGAGUUUCGUGUCGCCAUCAUGAGGGCGGUAUUGACGCUGUUGCUGAUCGCCGUUCUCGCCACGGUGACCUUGGCCUGGACGAAAGAAGACCACGAAAUCUUCCGUCUCCACGACGAAGUCGCCGCCGCCGAGCACGGCCAAAACUGGUACGAAUGGCUGGGCGUCCCGCCCAGCGCGUCGCGGGAAGCCCUCGACCGCGGAUACAAGAAGAAAUCCCGGCAGCUGCACCCGGACAAGGCGAAGCAGGCGUUCAUCGCAUCGUACGCGAAGCCCAAGAAAGACAAAGACCCGAAGGCGAAGCCGACGGUGCACGUGCGCAAGCAGCCGACGGCGCGGGAGAUCGCGACGUUCGAGAAGGAGGCGUCGGCGCGGUUCGCGCGGCUAAGCGUGGUGAUGACGGUGCUUCGCGGGCCGGACCGGGCGCGGUACGAUUAUUUUCUGAAGAACGGGUUCCCAGCGUGGCGGGGGACGGGGUACUAUUACGAGCGGGUGCGGCCGGGGACGGGGACGGUGUUGCUGGGGUUGUUCCUGUUUGGGGGGGGGGCGAUCCAUUACGGAGCGAUGUAUUUGAGCUAUAAACGGCAGAGGGACUUCGUGGAGAGGUAUACGAGGCAUGCGCGGCAGAUGGCGUGGGGAGAUCCGUUGGGGGUCCCGGGGAUUCCGACGGGUUUGGGGACCGGAGCGGGCGGCGAGUCGAGCGCGGCGCAGGCGAGUGGCGGUGGGGAUAGCGAAGGCAGCGGCAGUGCAUUAAACCGGAGGCAGAAGAGAAUGCAGGACAAGGAAGCGAAGCGGUCGGGGAAGAAUGGGAAGGGUGGGAAGAGUAUCAAGGAGGAUAUCAGCGCGCCCGUCGAGGCGGAGAAGAUCAUCUCGGGGCCUGUCGGGAAUAAAAAGCGGGUGACGGCGCCGAAUGGGAAGAGUUUGCUGGUGGAUUCGGUGGGAAAUGUAUUCAUCGAGGAGGAGACGGAGGAGGGAGAGGUGAUGGAAUUCUUGAUUGAUGUCGACGAGAUCGAGAAACCCACGAUAUUCAAGACCAUUGUGUUCCGAUUACCCAUCUGGGCGUACAAUGCCUCGAUCGGACGCCUCAUCAACCCAGCCGGAUACCAAGACCAGGACGAGCCGCUAAUAAAGAGCGAUGAGGCAGAUGAGAACGAGUUGCUGAGCAAGGCGACUGCACCGAAUCAGAAUGCCGAAGCCACAAAACGGAAGUCAAAGGUUCGGCAUAGGUGAUCGCAUCAUGCUUGCUCUCACUUGGUGGGUUGAGUCGGGUAUUAUUACCUUGGUGUACAAAAGGAUAGGCCGCAGACUUGGGUAGAAGGUAAUUGUAUUAUAUCAGGUAGAAUUCUUCAGCGUCAUGCUAGCUGUCCAACAACCCGAGUCUUUCGAAAGUCAUAGCAUGACGUCCCAAUUGUUAAGCCCUCAUUGCCUAUUAUCUGCACCACAGAAGAUUAAGUCGCACCCUUUGAUACAGAUCUUGUCAUAGC
Molecule: messenger RNA, 1734 nt
Organism: Eremomyces bilateralis CBS 781.70
Lineage: Eukaryota; Fungi; Ascomycota; Dothideomycetes; Eremomycetales; Eremomycetaceae
Exons: 3
Coding region: 272-1480 (402 amino acids)
Cellular component (GO): endomembrane system
Source: RefSeq, a predicted model, not a curated record